Molecule: messenger RNA, 1150 nt
Organism: Eupeodes corollae
Lineage: Eukaryota; Metazoa; Arthropoda; Insecta; Diptera; Syrphidae
Gene: Dcps
Product: m7GpppX diphosphatase
Exons: 3
Coding region: 101-1111 (336 amino acids)
Biological process (GO): deadenylation-dependent decapping of nuclear-transcribed mRNA
Cellular component (GO): nucleus; P-body
Molecular function (GO): RNA 7-methylguanosine cap binding; hydrolase activity
Source: RefSeq, a predicted model, not a curated record
CUUUCCCUUUUCCUGUCAUCAACCAAACAGUAAGAAUUAAGGAUACUGUGUUGUUUUUACAUUUAUUAUAAUUAUAAAUAAAUAAAGAAUCGCAUUUACAAUGACCGAUAAAAAUGGAUCGGCCCAGCAACCCAACUACGACAUAUCAAAAUUCAAACUAACAAAAAUUCUUAACAACAAUACAGUAAGGAAAAGCAUUGCUCUGCUUGGAACGUUUCCUGACAUUUCCGAAGUGGACCAGGCUCUUGUAAUAUUCGAAAAGAAUGCUUUUACUGAAAGCGAUGUUCAAACUGAUGGAAGUACUGACAAAUCAUUCUUCUCAUCCAAAACAAAAACAAAUGUUGAAUUCCUGAAUAAUAUCUAUGGAAGCUUCCAAUGUAUACCAGAAAGUGAUCUUAAUUGUAUUAAGACAACUGUUGUAUACCCUGCAACUGACAAACAUAUUGAAAAAUACUCAAUUCAUGCGAAACACCUGAUAGCCGAGACCCCGGCUUUGUAUGAAAAUAUUACUCUUACAUAUCUGAAAUCCAGUCAAUUUUCUUUAGAUUGGGUUUAUAAUAUUCUUGAGCACAAGCAAGAAACCGAACGCAUUGUGUUUGAAGAUCCCGAUCCAGAAAUUGGUUUUGUUCUACUGCCCGACCUUAAAUGGGAUGGACGGACAAUUGAAGCCUUGUACCUUUUGGCGAUUGUACAUAAACGUGAUAUCAAAUCAUUACGUGACCUGAAUAGUUCACAUUUACCAUUGUUAAAAAAUAUUCGCGACAGUGGAAGAAGAGCUAUUGAAGAAAAAUAUGGUAUUCCAGCGUCUCAAAUUCGAAUGUACUUCCACUAUCAACCAUCAUUCUACCAUUUGCACAUUCAUUUUAAUCCGGUCGGAAAUGAUGCACCUGGAAUUUGGUGUGAAAAGUCCCAUAUGCUGGAGACGGUAAUCAAUAACUUGGAGUUGGUUAGUGACUACUAUAAAAGAGCAACUAUACCUUUUGUUGCGUACGAAGGCAAUAAAUUGUUGGAUAUCUAUGACGAGGAGUUAAAUGUGAGAAAGAAAUUAAAGUUAGAUGAAAAUGAACUUACGCCGACAAGUGAAGAUAGUAUCAAUGCAAAAAUUGAGUAAUAAAAAUAAUUACUUUUCAAAAGCUCUGAGUCAUUAAAA